UCUGCUGCUGGCUGCCAGUUUGCGUUUUACAAUCUCGCGUCGUAGUCGCGGUCGUUGGUCGCGCGUUCACCGUUUUCGCGUUUUGCUGCUGCUUUUUGGAACCAGUUCUGCUGCUCCGGGGGGAUUGUUUCCGGAUGACAAACGUGUGUGUUGUUCCGGCCUACUGUGGGUGUUAGUGAGCAAGGGGUUUUCGAAGAAAGUAAGUGCGUGAAAAGUUUUUGGCGAGUUUCGGAAGACCUGUCAAAAGUGGCAACGAGUUGGUGCGCCGUAGAAGUUCCAGCUGCAAGCGCGGAAGGGAGAAGUGGUUCCACGGAGGGACGGGCAAGAGGAAGAUUCUUGAGUAUCCCAAGUUUGCUAGUGUGUGUGGGUUUGUGUGUUGCCUUGAGUUGAGAACCUGCUGCUGCCGUGUGGGAAGCCAUCCAAGGAGAAUACCGGAGUUUGGACUAGAAGCUGAUUUAUUCUGGGAGCUUCUGCUGCAUCCGGGACGAAAAUCUGAAAAGGAUUCGCAGCCAAUCGCCCACUGUUUGUCAAAUAUUUGCAACGUGCAUGUGAUUAGAAGUGACAUUUGCAUUUUGGAGUGGAGGGUGUUAAGCCAAGCCACGUGCACAAGAAGAAGAAGAAGACGACGACGAAGCUGUCCUCAACCGCAGCCGAACAUGACCGACCUCAACAACACUACACCGUGAAUAGCUCGUCAUCGUACUGCCUCAUGAAAUUGUAGAAGAGAAGAAAAGUGUGUGAUUAUCAUAUUUCGCGAACGCAGCUGAAAGGCACCAGCGGUGUGGAAUCCCCGUAGUUUUCAACGUUACGCCGCCGCCGUGAUAUAUCUCUGGUGUAGCGGCUUUAGUCGGCAGAAUAGUUCGACUCUCCCUCAGUGUGGCGCUGGAUAGAUAGAUUACGUGAAGGAAAAGCCUCGCGAGCUGGCGCUGGAAUUUGCGAGGGGGUUUAUUAUUGCCUGCUGAAGUGUGUUGAUGUGCCAAGAGUCCCGCGCUAUCAAGUUCUGAAUGCAGAGUGUUUGUGCGGCGCGUGCAAGAAUUUGUGCUACGUCGUCGGAGUCGUAACCGGUGAAGAAGUCAAAACAAACGCCGCUGUUGUGAUCAGCUGUUUCUCGGGUACACAACAACAGCGUUCUGAAGAGUGUCAACAACAGCCCACAGUGCGGCUGCUCAUUAGUGAUAACAAUAAGCUUGUGGUUUUUGCGUGCUCCUAGUGUGAUGGUGGGUGGAAUGUCUGCUACAAUCUAGAAGAAGAAAACAGCCGGAAAAUGCGUCGAACCAGCAGGAAUUCGUUCAAUUUCGACUUUUCGUUAAGGCGAUUGUUGCUGCAGGGCGCCCGGGCUGCCCGGGGGAGUCCUCCCCUCGGCCAGAGGCUGUGCGAUGUGGAAAAAGGCGGCGGAAGUGGAGGUGGUGGAAGUGGGUCCGGCGGUGGAGGACCCAGCGGAAGCAAGCAUCAUGACAAGCACGGUGGAUCGUCCGGUGGGAGUAAUAAGCACAAUUCCGAUUCCACUUCGCAACAUUCGGCCAACUCUCCGGGCAACCUGGACCGGGGCACAUCCACCUCGAAACUCACGCCAAAUAGUCAUAAGUCGUCCAGCAGUCUGCAGAGCAAGAGCACGGCCGGGUCCGGCUCGGCGGCGGGGGCCACAGCCGGUGCCGGUAAAUCACCGGAGGAAUGUCCCCUCUGCUACGACACGGUCCCGGUCGGCCAGGAGUUCUACGCUCUGCUCAACUGCAAACACUACGCCUGCCGAAGCUGCCUGGAGAACUACCUGAGGAUCGAGAUAUCCGAGAGCCGGACGGACAUCAGCUGCCCGCAGUGUCCGGAAUCGAUGCACCCGACUGACAUCCAAACGCUGCUCAAGGCGUCCCCCGCUGCCAUAACCAAAUACGAAGACUUUAUGGUGCGUCGAGUACUGCUGGCGGAUCCCGACUCGCGCUGGUGUCCCGGGCCGGACUGCAGCUACGCCGUCGUCGCCACCGGCUGUGCCAGCUGUCCGCGGAUACGCUGCGAGCGGCCCGGCUGCGACGUCCAGUUCUGCUACCACUGCAAGGCCGAGUGGCACCCGGACCAGACGUGCGACGCGGCCCGAGCUUCCCGGCAGAGUCCCACCAGAGCACCGUCCGGUAGUAUUAGCCAAGAUUCACACCAUAAGGACGACAUCAAGCCAUGUCCCCGGUGCCAGGUGCUGAUCGUCAAGAUGGACGACGGUUCCUGCAACCACAUGGUCUGUGCCAUCUGCGGGUCCGAGUUCUGCUGGCUGUGCAUGAAGGAGAUCAGCGAUCUGCACUACCUGAGCCCGUCCGGCUGCACUUUCUGGGGCAAGAAGCCAUGGUCGCGCAAAAAGAAGCUCCUGUGGCAGCUGGGAACGCUGGUGGGGGCCCCGCUCGGGAUUGCCCUGGUCGCCGGCAUCGCCGUGCCUGCCAUGAUCAUAGGAAUUCCGGUUUGGGUCGGGCGGAAGAUUCACACCCGGUACAAAACGGCCGGGAAGCACAAACGAAACUUUGCCGUGUUGGGAGGCGUUACGGCGUCGGUCAUCGUGUCCCCCGUGCUGGCCGGUCUAGCGGUGGCCAUUGGCGUGCCCAUCCUGCUGUUUUACGUGUACGGAGUGGUUCCGGUGUCGCUGUGUCGGGCCGGCUGCGGCGAAGGAACUCGGUUCGAGUUUGACGAGGAGGAGGACAACGGCUCGCGGAACCAUGACGCCACCAGCGUCGACGCCGUGUCGCGAAUCGGAGCGACCAGCAUCGGCGAGGUCAGCCUGAGUGUGGCCAGCGGAAGUCACCUGGGCGUGAGCAGUCAACACUCCAACUUUGGCGUCGUCACGAACCCGUCGACGCGGGAGUCGACGACGGCGCUGGCCGGUAGCAUCACCGGACACCGGCUGGAAGUGCAAGCGGACAUUAGCACGUCGGAAACGGCCUCCGCCGUGACGUGCGUCAGUGAAAAGUCCGGCAACACGUUGAACGAUACGGCCUCGACGAAGGCGCUGGCCGGUUCCAUCCUGAGCUACCGGGCCUACCAGAUGGCGUCCGAUUCCGCGUGCUUUAGUGCGUCCGAGGACGGCGGUUCGUCGGAGCGGGUUCGCUUUGACAGUAACGUUUGCUACGUGAUCGAUGGUGGCGGGGUGGCCACGUCGAUGGCGGCGACGGCGUCUGGAGCUGGUAAAGAGGGAGGACCGUCCACGGCGACCGGUGGCAAGAAGGAUACCUGUGAUAUCUGGUACACGGUUCCGCUGGAUCAGGACACGGCCGCCGACAAGGCCAGCCUCGGCAGUGGUCGCUCGUUCCGCAGCUCGGAGCGCUCCUUCCGGGACGACUUUGACUCGACCAGUCUGUCCUCGGCGCACACCAACACCGGUACCGCCACCACCACCAGCCAUCACAGCCACGUCGCCAUCGCGGCGGCCACCAAUCCGGCAGUUGGCGCCGCAGCUGCGACAACAUCCGGAACUUCCAAACAUCAACGCAUGAACGCAUUUGGCACACGCAUUCCAAAGUUGGGCUCGGGGCCGCACCAGCACCGGACCCUGUCGAUGGACAGCACCACGGGCUCGUACAACAUCCCGGAAAACGUGAGUCUGGAGCAGGAAGAGCAGGAGGAGCAAGAACAGCAACAGCAGCAGCAGCAGCAACAACAGUCUUCCCCGGCGCUGUCAAAAGUAGUGGGGGUGGCCGCAGAGGAGGAGAAGGACAAAGUGGACAACGUUGCUGCGCCGAUUGUGGAGCCCAAGUCGAGGAGGACGCACAUUCUGAGGAAUCUGUUCUUUGCCCAGUCGGGAUCGCCGGGGAAUGAUGGACACCAGCAGCAGCAGGGAGAUUCUUCCAAAACGGCAGCCUAGGCGUAAGGUGACGUGCGCGGCGAAAUCUUCUAUUUUUUUGCGGAAUUCGCGCGAAACAAACCAAACAUCCGAAAGUAGUUGAAAAUUACUUACCACAAAAGAACAGCAGAACUUGUAUUUAAAAAAAGCAGCUAUAUUUGCAACGGUGUACAUUUAAAAGAGAGAAGCGAAACACUGAGACAAAACCAUACAAUGAAUUAACGGUAGCGAGUGUUUUAUUCCCUUGGCAAGCAAAAGACUGCUCUGAUAGAGAAAGCGGAAAAGGAGAAGAAGAAGAAGAAGAAGAAGAAACAGGAAGAAAAUGUGUUAUUUUUACUAGCUAGAAUUCACACUCUGUAGAGAAAGGAGCAUGAACUUAUUUAGUGAUUGAAUUUGUAAUCAUUGACGUAACUUGAGACAUUUAUACGAUUUAGCCAAAAACAAAUUAACAUUGCUUCAACAUUCUUCUAAACAGAAUUCGAAGGAGAUGUAACUCGAUGUACAACCACAACAUAAA
Messenger RNA from Culex pipiens pallens (northern house mosquito), 4331 nucleotides. Its product is annotated as E3 ubiquitin-protein ligase RNF19B-like. Gene Ontology annotation, cellular component: ubiquitin ligase complex; cytoplasm. Gene Ontology annotation, biological process: protein polyubiquitination; ubiquitin-dependent protein catabolic process; positive regulation of proteasomal ubiquitin-dependent protein catabolic process. The coding region runs from base 1265 to 3835 and encodes 856 amino acids. The record is from RefSeq and is a predicted model, not a curated record. Gene Ontology annotation, molecular function: zinc ion binding; ubiquitin conjugating enzyme binding; ubiquitin protein ligase activity. Lineage: Eukaryota; Metazoa; Arthropoda; Insecta; Diptera; Culicidae. The transcript is spliced from 10 exons.